GGGAGGGGCGUGGCGCAGCGGGGAUUUCCAUCCGUCUGCAGCCUGUCACAGUGGAGCACGAUCUCUUCAUUUGUUCACAUGCUAAAGCUGUCAAACCGGUGGUCAUACUCUGUCGGACCUCUUUCACGAAGCCCUCAGCGCAGAUCAGACCAACAAUAUCGACACUUUGGUUCAAAAGCUUCGCGGUGUUGCCAAAGUCUGAGAUGAAAAGGGAUGAAAGGCAUGGAUAUUUUCAACGGUACUUCUGAUUCUUUGCAUGAAUUAUCCUGGGAGGCAGAACCGGCAUUGUCCCUGCCCAGACCUGAGCCUCCUCCUGACCAGCAGCUCACAGAUCAUAGUCUCUCUGACAUUGAUUUUUUCUUCAAAAUCAUCAAUGAGCACAGGGACCAGCAGAUGCCCUCUCUUCCCAGACCCCCCUCUCCUCCCUCUGGGAGCCACCUCCAGUCACAAAGCACCAAUGUCAGUAAACCCAGGCUGGUGGCAAGAGGGACUGCAUGUCAAGCAUCGUAUAACUUGGUGCGGCCUUUAAGUGGUUCCAGCAGGAACAUGAUGGCGACCCCUCCCUCAUGCUCACUGCCUGGGACAGAGCUGCUAGAGCGGGUCCUGGAGAGGCCCACUCUGGUGGUGGUGGAGGAGCCUAAAGACCGGGGCAUGAGGUUCCGCUAUGAGUGUGAGGGCCGGUCAGCCGGGAGCAUACUGGGAGCGUCCAGCUCAGAGUCCAGCAAGACUCAGCCUGCUAUAGAGAUUCAGGGUCCUAUUGAUCACAUUAAGAAGGUGAAAGUUACAGUUUCUCUGGUGACUAAGGACAUCCCACAUCGGCCUCACCCACACUGCCUUGUUGGAAAAGACUGUCCUCACAGUUCAGGAAUCUGUGUAGUUACAUUUAAUCCUCAUGUGAACCGCAGACACAGCUUUGCCAACCUUGGCAUUCAGUGUGUGAGGAGAAAAGAGUUGGAGGCAUCACUCCAAAAGAGGAGAAGUCUGAAUAUUGACCCAUUUCAAACUGACCUGUCGAGGGGUAUUGAAGACAUAGACAUGAAUGCAGUACGCUUAUGCUUUCAAUGUGAGCUGGAGUGGGAGGAUGGCAAAAAGGACUGCCUCAAGCCAGUUGUGUCAAAGCCCAUCUAUGACAAAAAGGCUACAACCACAUCCCAACUAAAGAUUACAAGAUUAAACCUGGAUCGAGGGCCCUGCACUGGCAAGACUGAGGUGUACAUGUUGUGUGACAAAGUGCAGAAAGAUGACAUUGAGAUUGUCUUUCGGCGAGAUUCUUGGAAAGCAAAUGGAGAGUUUGCCCAGACAGAUGUCCAUCGGCAGGUGGGAAUUGUGUUCAAGACACCGCCGUAUCAGGACCAGAACAUCACCGAGGAGGUGGAGGUCAGUUUGUGUUUGCGCCGCAUCUCUGACCAGAUGGAGAGUGAACCAGUAACUUUCAUAUACAGCCCCCGCAACCCAGAUCCUUAUGAAGUUAAGCGUAAAAGAAAGAUUAAGUCAGACAUGAGCUUCACAGAGAGAGCGUGCACAUCAGAGAAGAACACCUCUGCUGCAGACCCAUUCCAGAUUUCACCAAACCCUCCUGGAUCGACUCCAUCCUCAGAGGAUCUCCUUCGGGCUCCGCCUGGCCCGUUUCAGGGUGAAGCCUGUUACAUGGAAGCCCAGUGCCCCAACAUGGCUCCUGAUGAAGCCUCUCUCAUCAAUCAGUUAAUGGAGAUGCCUGGAUUUAUGGACAUAUUUUCUGACCCAAGUUUUUCCUCCUCUCUUCCCUCUGGCUUUGACCAGGGGCCUGAGGCCAGCACCACCUUCACAAACAUGGACAUGAAUUCUGGCCCUUACUUCCAGGACUUUUCUCAUUAUAAUGAUUUACAGUUUAACAUGCUGGUCAAUGAGAGUCAGACUGCUUCAUCUGAGAUGGUUCAGGUGAAGACUGAAGAUGAGGUAUGAUGUGACAAUCACAAAACUUACACAAAUGCUGGAGAAUUGUGCUAGUUAAAUUACCUGUCAACAUAGAUUAACUGACGCUCAACCAGAUGAAUAGCAAGCACUUUAUAGGAGGAUUUUACCUGUAUGUAUAAAUGUAUAUUUUAGCCAUUAAACUGCAAAUAGACUGCCACAUGUCUUAACUUAAACCUAGCCUUGCUGGUCAAGGUCUUACCAUUUGACACCGCAACAAUAUUCCUAUUUAGGAUGUUCUGUGUUGGCAUGGCUCUCAAAAGAGUAAUCGGAGCAAGACGGACUUUUGGCCAGUAUGAGAAUUAAAACCCUCUUGAUCUGGAAAUAACUGUGACAGAAAAACUGGUGUCUGAGGUUUGCUGCCGGGCUGUCUUCGGAAGGACAAGAAGUACAUUAAAACUCAGUGAAACUUGCAUUAUUACAUAAAAAGUCAGUGUCCUUUGUCCUAUCAGCCUGCAGAUUUAAGUGUGCUUUUUCUUUUUUGUGCCUAAUCAGCUUCAUUCUGCAAGGAUGACACUGAGUCUGUGAAAGUUCACUUCUAUUCAAAUACUGUCUUUGGCUCAAUGCUUAUUUAAAACAACUCAUGUCUUGGUACCGAUUAUUAGUGUAUUGUUGUUGCUUGUGCUAGAAACACUAGUUUAAAUGGCUAAACGGUAGUAUCUCAUAUUGCUUUGUUUCAGUCUGAAACCACAAAACAAUAAAAUGUGUAAACCAGUAAAUGUACAAUGUACAGUGCUUUGUUUUAAAUUAAUGAUGAGGAA
Molecule: messenger RNA, 2711 nt
Organism: Periophthalmus magnuspinnatus
Lineage: Eukaryota; Metazoa; Chordata; Actinopteri; Gobiiformes; Gobiidae
Gene: relb
Product: v-rel avian reticuloendotheliosis viral oncogene homolog B
Exons: 12
Coding region: 214-1941 (575 amino acids)
Biological process (GO): inflammatory response; regulation of transcription by RNA polymerase II; innate immune response
Cellular component (GO): cytoplasm
Molecular function (GO): RNA polymerase II cis-regulatory region sequence-specific DNA binding; DNA-binding transcription factor activity, RNA polymerase II-specific
Source: RefSeq, a predicted model, not a curated record